Pseudovirgaria hyperparasitica is the source of this 1683-nucleotide messenger RNA. RefSeq lists its product as uncharacterized. The record is from RefSeq and is a predicted model, not a curated record. Bases 1 to 1683 code for a protein of 560 amino acids. Lineage: Eukaryota; Fungi; Ascomycota; Dothideomycetes; Acrospermales; Acrospermaceae. The transcript is spliced from 2 exons.
AUGGGUAUACCUGGCUUUCUAUCCAAGGUACAGCCCUAUGCGACGUCUCUACAAUUCGAAAUUACGAAUGACGACAAGCCAAAACAACUCAUCAUUGAUGGACCUGCAUUGGCGCAUUUCAUCUUCUCCCAAGAGAUUUUAGCGAGUGGGGCGACAAACACAUUCGCCUCUACACUCACUUACCAUGCGAUCGGGGAAGCUACUGUAGAUUGGCUGUCGAAGUUGGAAGCUUACAAUGGGCAGGUUAAGGCAAUCUAUUUUGAUGGCGGUCUACCAAUAUCGAAGCGUAAAGAACGUCUCGAUCGACUUACAAGCAGCUUGAAUCGCCUGAUAUCCUUCAAGGCAAAGCAGAACAUCCAUACGCGCGCAUGGGCUCUCGGCACUUUCCCACCCCUACCAUUCUUGGUGCCGGCGGUGAUAGAGGCGUUGCUGCUGAGCAAAUAUCAGAACAUGGUGUCACUUGUUGAUGGCGAAGCUGAUGAUCAUUGUGCAACGCUGGCGCACUCUACUGGUGGGAUAGUCAUUACGUCAGACUCAGAUCUCAUUAUUCACGAUAUUGGCGACGGAACUGUAGUUUUUCUGAAUGACCUUGGAGUGCACAUGCCGACAGAUGAGUCUGGAGCGAUGUUCAGUGUCCCAUGCUUCAUACCUCGAGGCAUUACACGUGAACUUGGUGUUACCGCAAUGACUCAGGUUGCAUUUCAGUUUACCCUGGACAGCCACAAAUCGCUCAGGCAAUGUGCGUCCGCCGCUCUAUCCCAAGAUUCAGUUGGAGACGACAUAGACAGGUUUGCGCAACCAUACUUGCAUAAUUGCCAUGAGACUUCGUUCAGCAGAACCUUUAUGACGAGGCACCUCACAGAGAACAUCAUGGUUGAUCCCAGAGUCUCGGAGUAUUUACUGCAUGCCGGAGUAUUUUCUUCUGAUCGACUGGCCUUCUCGGAGAUCAACUCCUUGCAGUCGGACUGCAGGAUAUACAUGCCUGUGCUACUUGAUGACCCUGAUAAGCAUUCGCCUUGGGACUCUGGUCGAUACUUCCGGCAGCUUGGAUACGCUAUUGCUCGACUCAAUGGAACGCCUGGUGGUACUCGUGAGUUCUCGAGAAUUGGCCACCAGAUAGGUGGCACUUAUAUCGAUUCGCUUUCCCAGCCAGAGAUUAUCGAGCAUUGCCAGACUUUCAUCGAAAAUGCCACGCAUAUAGCACACCUGUUUCCAGGCCACAAACAAAACGAUCGAUGGCGUCUAAUGUGCAUGAGAUAUGUUUGCAUUACCCGGAUCUCUCGAGGUAGAAGACUCCCUUCCAAACGAAACAUGGUGGAUUUGUUUAGAGGUGCUACACAUGGAAUCGAUUGGGAAUAUAUCCAGACUUCUGCCGAAUAUCAAGCCGUACUUUACUCGCUCAGGAUCUUAUUUCAGUGCUUAGCAGUACAUAAUUCCAUGCCUUCAGAUGAUCAAGUCACGGAGAAAUGUAAAACUACGAUUAGAGAUCUCGUCCAUCGUAUGCAACCGCCGUUGAAAUUGGCAGAGUUCCUUGCUCACUCAGAGCAGUCUGAAGACGACAGCAUGUGGGAAAGAGCUGUGACUGUAUUACUGAACGAUCUGGCAAGCAUCUCUCCUCCCACAAAAAAUUCACAAAAGGCAAGGAAGGGGACGAAACAAGGCAAAAGAAAACGAGGGAUAUAG